This is a messenger RNA of Hippocampus comes (tiger tail seahorse), 7135 nucleotides long. RefSeq names its product unconventional myosin-Ic. NCBI's taxonomy places the organism in Eukaryota, Metazoa, Chordata, Actinopteri, Syngnathiformes, Syngnathidae. Bases 325 to 3519 code for a protein of 1064 amino acids. The record is from RefSeq and is a predicted model, not a curated record. Gene Ontology annotation, cellular component: actin cytoskeleton; cytoplasm; microvillus. The transcript has 33 exons. Gene Ontology annotation, biological process: actin filament organization; actin filament-based movement; endocytosis. Gene Ontology annotation, molecular function: microfilament motor activity; actin filament binding; ATP binding.
AGCCAAACUCCAGUAAGACUCACAUCCUCUGCAUGUGACGUUCAUCUUGAGCCAAGCCCGAGCUCCACAUCCUCCCUAUUGCUCCCUCAGCCCGAGUGCUCACAUCCUCUGUCUGCAUGCGAAGGGAGGCUGGCCUCAGUGCGACUCUCCGCUGUUCAGAAGGUUGACAGAUCACCGUUGCUGUUUUUUUCUCAGCCAUCUCCUGCGAUGGUGGUUUGAUAGCAUCUCCGCUUGGGUUGAAGAUUUGGAGACUUGAGUCUUGGGAAUUAUUAUUUUCCUUGUCGAGGACGCAUAUCGGCAACACAGAAGCCAAGACGAGGCGCAAUGAUGGAACUCAGGAUCCAGCUCAUCCCAACAGGGGAAAUCAUUCUCUCCCCUGGGAAAAAUGGGGAAAACUUCUGCCACAACUGCAAGGUGGUGGGUACUGACGGGGUGCGGGCUAUGAUGGAGUCGGCCCUGACAGCAAGAGACAGAGUGGGUGUGCAGGACUUUGUCCUGCUGGAGAACUACACGAGCGAGGCCGCUUUCAUUGAGAACCUUCGCAAACGCUUCAAAGAGAAUCUCAUCUAUACUUACAUUGGCUCGGUGCUUGUGUCGGUUAACCCAUAUAAAGACCUGGAGAUUUACACUAAGAACCACAUGGAACGAUACCGUGGGGUCAACUUCUAUGAGGUCUCACCACACAUCUAUGCAGUGGCCGAUAACUCGUACCGUUCUAUGAGGACAGAGCGGAAAGACCAGUGCAUUUUAAUCUCUGGCGAGAGUGGCGCUGGGAAGACGGAAGCAUCGAAGAAGAUCCUGCAGUACUACGCGGUGACCUGUCCAGCCAGCGAGCAGGUGCAGACCAUCAAAGACCGCCUCCUGCAGUCCAACCCGGUGCUCGAGGCCUUUGGCAACGCCAAGACAUUGCGAAACGACAAUUCCAGUCGCUUUGGCAAGUACAUGGAUAUCCAGUUUGACUUCAAGGGUGCCCCGGUGGGAGGUCACAUCAUUAAUUACCUGCUGGAGAAGUCACGUGUGGUUCACCAGAACCAUGGCGAGAGGAACUUUCACAUUUUCUAUCAGCUGAUCGAGGGCGGUGAGGAAGACCUGCUUCGACGCCUUGGCUUAGAGAGGAAUCCUCAGCAGUACCAGUAUCUGGUCAAAGGUAACUGUCCCAAAGUGAGCUCCAUCAAUGACCGCAGUGAUUGGAAGAUGGUGAGGAAGGCGUUGACCGUGAUUGGCUUUAACGGGGACGAGGUUGAGGAGUUGUUGAACAUAAUCGCCAGCGUGCUUCACUUGGGGAAUGUUCAGUAUGGUGGUGAGGACGGCAUUGCCUGCAUCACUUCUGACACACAGAUCAAGUACUUGGCAAGGUUGUUAGGAGUCAACGGGGCCGUGCUGACGGAGGCACUAACACACAAAAAGAUUAUCGCUAAGGGAGAGGAGCUGAUCAGCCCUCUCAACCUCGAACAGGCAUCCUCAGCUCGAGAUGCUUUGUCAAAGGCAGUGUAUGGACGCACUUUCACCUGGCUUGUCAAUAAAAUCAACACUUCACUGGCAUACACGGAUGACUCUUAUAAACACUACUCUGUCAUCGGGCUACUGGACAUCUACGGCUUUGAAGUCUUCCAGCACAACAGCUUCGAGCAGUUCUGCAUCAACUACUGUAAUGAAAAGUUACAGCAGCUCUUCAUUGAGCUUACCCUCAAGUCAGAGCAGGAGGAGUAUGAAGCCGAGGGCAUCACGUGGGAACCGGUGCAGUACUUUAACAACAAGAUCAUAUGUGACCUCGUGGAGGAGAAAUUCAAAGGCAUCAUAUCCAUUCUGGAUGAAGAGUGUCUGAGACCAGGAGAUGCCAGCGACUUAACCUUCCUAGAGAAGCUGGAGAACACCGUGGGAGGUCAUCCACAUUUUGUCACUCAUAAGCUUGCUGAUGGAAAGACGCGGAAGAUAAUGGGUCGUGACGAAUUCCGACUGCUACAUUAUGCCGGCGAAGUCAACUACAAUGUUAAUGGUUUUCUGGACAAGAACAAUGACCUGCUCUUUAGGAACUUAAAAGAGGUUAUGUGCAUGUCUGAGAACAAGAUCCUGAACCAGUGUUUCGACAGGGACGAGCUGAGUGACAAGAAACGUCCAGACACGGCAGCAACCCAGUUCAAGGCCAGUCUGGCAAAACUCAUGGAGAUCCUCAUGUCCAAGGAACCGUCAUAUGUUCGCUGCAUCAAGCCCAAUGACUCCAAGCAAGCAAGUCGCUUUGACGAUGUUUUGAUCCGUCACCAGGUCAAGUAUCUGGGACUGAUGGAGAAUCUGAGGGUGAGGCGAGCCGGCUUUGCUUACAGACGGCGCUACGAGGUCUUCCUGCAGAGGUACAAGUCCCUGUGCCCAGAGACUUGGCCAAACUGGAAGGGCAAACUGUCUGAUGGAGUCGCAAUCUUGGUCAAGCACCUGGGAUACAAGCCUGAAGACUACAAGCUGGGCAGAUCAAAAAUUUUCAUCCGUUUCCCCAAGACCUUAUUUGCCACGGAGGAGGCCCUCGAGACCAGGAAGCAUAGUCUUGCCAUCAUGUUGCAGGCUGGAUGGAGGGGCUACAGCCAGAGGUCCAAGUACCAGAAACUUAGAACUUCAGCUAUUGCCAUUCAGGCGUGGUGGAGGGGGAUCUUAGCCAGGCGUAGGGCCAAACGCAGGCGGCAGGCUGCUGACACCAUCCGCAGGUUCAUAAAAGGCUUCAUUUACCGCCACAAGGAACGCUGUCCAGAAAAUGAGUAUUUCCUGGAUUACGUGCGCUACUCUUUCCUCAUGAAGUUGCGCAGGAACCUGCCAAAGAACGUUCUGGACAAAAGCUGGCCGAAGCCGCCAGCAGCUCUUACAGAGGCUUCUGAACAUUUGCGCAAACUCUGCAUGCAGAACAUGGUGUGGAUCUACUGCAAGAAGAUCAGCCCUGAAUGGAAACACCAGAUGGAGCAGAAGCUAAUCGCAAGUGAGAUAUUUAAGGACAAGAAAGACAACUACCCACAAAGUGUGCCCAAGCUUUUUGUCAGCACUCGAUUGGACGGUGAGAACAUAAACCCCAAGGUCCUGCAGAGUCUCGGAAACGAAAAGUUGAAGUAUGCGGUGCCAGUCACUAAAUACGACAGGAAGGGCUACAAGGCCCGUCCACGCCAGCUGCUUCUUACGGCAAACUGUGCCAUUAUUGUGGAAGAUGCCAAAAUCAAGCAACGCAUUGACUACGAUGCUCUCAAAGGUAUCUCUGUCAGCUCCCUCAGUGAUGGCCUGUUUGUUCUGCACGUGCCCAGUGAUGACAACAAACAGAAGGGAGAUGUUGUUCUACAAAGUGACCACGUGAUUGAGACCUUGACCAAGAUCGCCAUAUGUGCUGACAAAGUAAACAGCAUCAACAUCAACCAGGGCAGUAUAAAAUUUACUGUGGGCCAAGGAAAAGAAGGGUUCAUUGACUUCACACCUGGAUCAGAGCUAUUGGUGGCGAAGGCUAAGAAUGGGCACCUAUCUGUGACGGCUCCGAGACUGAACUCCAGAUGAUGAUCCAGAUUCUUUGUUGUUCCCUGACUCACUCACACACACACACACACACACACACACACAUAUACGAUGCACUCUUCCAUCCUCCAAUCAUUUGACCUCAAGCCCAGCUCUGCUUUAGCCAAUCAGGUGCCAGCUUGUCACGAUGUUAUGGUGGCGUUCGCCUCCAAUUUCAAGAGAAAUGAUCCAGCGAUACUAAUUGAUAUAUUUAUGUUUAUAUGUUCUAUUUUGGGGAUUAAUAGAGUUGGAAUAUUGUAAUUUUAUAAGUAAGGCCAAGGAAUAACUGAUAUUUUGGUGUGUUUUUCUAGGAACAUGUGUGCUUAUUUGUGAUUUAUUUGGGAACUUGACCGAGGAAACAAUGACAGAAGAAGAUGGUCAUUGCGGAGAAAUCAGGAUGUUAUCCUUUUAUGUAUUUUCCUGCUCUUUUUCUUGCUUUUAUUUCUCUCGUCGGUGUUUUUUGAAAUUGAUUCAAGAGUCUGAUUGCAUGUGGACAAAUGGUUGAAGGGAUGACGAUCGACUCCAAUAAGAGACAUGUUAAAGCUUUAAGUGAUGGGCAUACUGCUGAACUCGUCAUGUGUGCUCCGACACAAAGGGAGACGAUGAUGAGGGACAAAUUGCAUUCACGGUAAGCACGUGAACAACUUGAACUCGGUAAGUGUGAGUGAGCUGAGGAGGGGGCAGUGGGCUGGUGGCGGGAAUCGUCAGACACCUUUUAGUCGCCUUGUGCUCUGCCUUUCCCGUGAACAAAUACGUCAGCAUUGCUCUCCAUGGUGGAUGGCACCUCCGCCACCUUUCCAGAAGCCAUCUCUUGCAUCACUUCUUUUGCUUCCUCUCUUCUUUGUACAACCUGACUGGUCUUUGUAGCUGGUGUCAGACAUGCAGCUAAUCCGGCGUUUUAUACCCCCGUGUCUCUCAAAGAGACAAAACCUUACAAUUUCACACCACUCAUUGAAAAAUGGGGUCGGAUUAGAUGUUAGAUGGCUAAUUCGAAGCUAAAAUGGACAUAAAGGCGGUAUGAUUUUAAGACACUUGAGUUUGGCUUAUUUAACAUUAACUUUGUGGUGUUUUGGUCCCGUUUCAUUGUCUUGGAAAGGAUUAUAACUCCAUUUGACGCUGCCAGGUGACUGUUGCAUAAUCCUGCAAUUCCCUAACCCGAGUGGUCCAACCAGCAUGUCGCCUGCAUGUAACUUUACUGUUAAGUCCAACCUUUGUGGUGCCAAAGCCAAAUUUUGAGUUUAAGGGAUUUUUUUAUUUUUUUUUACUUGAUGAGGUGCAUUAACGAUAAUAAAAAUUAGGCAUGGGUCGAUAUUAGAUUCUGCGCCGCAGGAUAACUGUGAGCAAAAACAGCGCCGUAUCACUGUAUUAAAAUUGCAGGUCUAAAAUGCACGAUUUUAAAAAGUUUGGGUAAAAAAAUAUAUAUUUUUUUCUGUAGUACACAAUCCAUUUUUAAAACAAAAUAUAGACUAUUUCAGGGAUGAGAAUGUUUUAGCCUUUUCCAUUGUGCAUCCAUGAGAGGUGAGUGGUGUUGCCAUUUAACGUGCUUAUUGGUUAGGUUUAAGUCCUCCUGCUGCUACCAAUGGAUGUGUGCUAACGUUAGCAUUAGCUGCCGCAUAAUGUCAUCCGUGCCUUUUACCUCAUUUAAUGUGCCUUAUAUCUGAUUGGUGUUAGCAGCAUCCAAGUUUUGGAUCCCUCCCCCACCCCCAGUCAACGAGUAAGUUAUUCUGACUUUUUUUCUCAGCUGUCAUUCUCAUCCCUGAUAUUUGUUGGACAUUAAGAAACACGUACCAUGUUAAGUUAUAAUAAAUGAAAGAAGAAAGAAAUAUUAACUUUCUUAAUCUGUUUUAGUUCUUCUUAGUAAGUCACAGUGUCCCAUCACUGGUAAGCUGUUUUUAGAACAGACCUCUAGGCUACUCAUGUUGUCCUUGGGGGCUUAUUAGAACCCGUUGGCACCAUGUGUUGAUUUUUUUCAUGACAAUGCAUAUUAAUCGCAAGAGCAAAAAGGCAUCCGUGUCUGUAUGCUGGAGUUGGCACAGUUGCUCUCUAUGGUGUGCUCUGCUCACCCCUCCCCUCUGUGCUCAGCUGAGAAGGAGGGGGAGAAAAAGCGUCUGGCCUCACGUAAUUAACUUUGACCAUGUGGCUUGCUUAGUGAACUCUGCAAGCAGCUGAUCAUAUUGCAGCGAGAUAUUGCCUGCUUUGGAGUUGCCUCAAAGAAAAGAAAAGCUCAUAACUGGUGACAGGCAGUUUUAAUGGUUGUUGAAACCUUGACUUUUAAACCGCUAAUCAGCCCAUGCCAAGUAAAAAUUUUCAACACAAAAUUCUGUGUCAAUAAAUAUUCAUUCUCUUCUUUAAGUCGGGAAAGUCGAAUGCUUUAGAUUUUGCUAAAAAUCAUCAAGAUUCUAUCGAAGGUUAAUAAAAAAUAAUGUUUCCUCAAAAAUCAUCAGGUGUAUGAAUAGUAUGACAAAGACAAAUAUAAUUCAUUAUCUCUAAUAAAACUUGAUUGACUUCCAUGCAGGCCGUUUGGGUUCAGAUGCCUCUCAACUUGUCAGUCUUUGUUGACACUUGCAAUAUUUCUAGCCAGAAAGACACAUCCAUUAACGAAACAUCACUUCCAAUGUAUACUGGGUAUAAAUCAUAUUGACUCUUAACUGUAAACAGGCCCUGACUUUGAUGAAAUAUGUCAUGGUUUGUCUUUUGUAAAAAAAAAAAAAACAACAAAACAAUGAAUGAAACGGGGAUUUCAAACAAAAUGACAUUUUAUAAAUUGAUUGUUCUUUUCUUUACGUUCUUUCUAAGAUAUUGUACUUUUUACUUAAUUUCACCCAAUGUCACCGUAAUUUUAAAAUAGUCUGUCAAAUUUGGGAAAGGGGUGAGGUCCCAUACUGGGGCCUGUAAAGUAGCAUUUAAAUCAUAUUCAGACUCAUAUUCAGUAAAUGUUCUUAUAUACACGCAGCAGCUCCUAUAAUCGAGCAGUUUUGAAAAUUGACGUGUAAUUGAAAGCCAGCCAAAACCUGAUUGCCUAUGAAAAGGUUUGGACCUAAUGCUCAGUUUGAGAAAGUCCUCAAAAUGUUUCCCAAGGGUUAUUAUUUUUGCAGACUUCACUCCAAGACGGGUGCAAUAUGCCAAGACUGCUGCUUCACUUAAAAGCCAAAGAACCAUUAGAUUUCUGAUCAUUAUCAGUUGUAUAAUUUUUGAAUAGUUUUUGUUUGUUUUGAUCUGAUUUUAUUUGAUUUCCGGAGGGAGACACUUGUACAGUUUGUGUUCUGCUAUAAAUGGGAUGUCCAAGGCAAGUUUGAGGAUGUAAAACAUUUUGGGAGACAAAACAUGUACAAUAGUUGAAUGUGCCUUGUUGCUUAGCAAUAUUAAGAGACUCGUGAGAUCAUACGACCUUGUCUGUUAAGUCUAACAGAGCAAUAUUUGAUUGUUGUUUCACUGCUUGACAAAAAAAAAGGCUUGUGUAACAGCUUUAUUGAUACCAAAUCCUAAUGUUUUUUUAAGAUACACCUUUUUGUCAGCUGUAUUACUGUAUGAUCCAAACUAAUGUAUAAUUAUGACAGCAUACUAUGAAACAUACGAUACUAAAGAUGCGUUGAAUAAAUUUGACAUGUGCAGAAAAAUA